AUGCUACGGUUUUGUCACUGGAGAUUUCCGCCGUCCCUCGCCGCCGCUAGGAUGCUCUCAUCGCCACCACCAACUAAGUCACAGUCUCCCUUUUCCGGUGGUGGCAUGAAUACUAGCUCAACCGGUGGAAUAUCUAAAACCGAGUUACUGUACUCUCAAUCCCAACUCCAGAAUCUCUCCUCCUCUCCCACUUCUUCUCUGAAAUCAACGGUGGCUUGUUCGAGCGCCGGAGCUAUCCGGCAAAGCAUGGCUACGGCUUCUCAGUGCUUUUCGAGCAGACCAGAAGCUGCCGAGUCGGAUCUUGGCUCGCUCGUUGUGGUUUCUUUCUACAAAUUCGCUGAUUUUCCCGACCAUGCUGAUUUCAGAAAGCCUCUGAAGGAUCUCUGCGAGGAAUUGCGUGUUUCAGGUGGAAUCAUUCUUGCACCAGAAGGGAUCAAUGGAAGUAUCUGCGGGAGUCGUGAAUCAGUGGAGAGAGUGUUGGCAUUUAUACAGAGUGAUAUCAGACUGAAUGGUUUGAGGCAAGUGGAGACACCUGUGAGUCCUGAACAAGAAGCAAUCCACCAUGGACAUAGCAGCAGCUCUCCUCUUGCAGCCGGUGAAGAUGCUCCCUUUAGAUGGGACCAUGUCAGGGUCAAACUCAAGAAAGAGAUUGUUACGCUCGGAAUGCCCAGUGUCUCGCCGAUGGAAAGAGUUGGCACAUAUGUGAGCCCCGAAGAAUGGAACGAACUGAUCAGUGAUCCAGAAACUGUAGUGAUUGAUGUGCGAAAUACCUAUGAGACUAGAAUUGGGAAGUUUAAAGGAGCUGUGGAUCCAUGUACCACAGCUUUCAGAAAUUUUCCAUCUUGGGUGGAGAAUCAAUUUGCAUUGAAGCAAGAAGGCAAUGAAACGCAAGCAGAGGCGGAGAAAGAGGAUAUUUCUGAAAUCGCUGAUAAAGAAGUCAAAACUGAAAAACCGAAGACGUUGCCACGGAUUGCUAUGUACUGCACUGGAGGAAUCAGGUGUGAGAAAGCUUCAAGCUUUCUUUUAAGCCAAGGUUUCGAUGAGGUGUAUCAUCUGAAAGGUGGGAUAUUGAAGUACCUUGAAGAAGUCCCUAAGACAGAGAGUCUGUGGGAAGGCGAAUGCUUUGUGUUCGACAAGCGUGUAUCUGUGGAACAUGGUUUAGCACAAGGAACCCACAAACUCUGCUACGGAUGCAAGCAACCUAUAAGUGAUGAAGACAUGGAAGCUCCAGAGUAUGAGCAUGGAGUUUCUUGCCCUUACUGUUACUCCACGAAAUCCGAAGAGGAGAAAGAGAGGGCAAGAGCGAGGCAGACACAGUUUGAGGAAUGGGGCGUCAUCGGUGGUCCCGACAAGGGUCGUCGACCCGCAACUAAACCAGAUGGUCCAAGAAAGAGCAAUGUGAAGCUUGGUUCUCCAAUAUAG
Molecule: messenger RNA, 1422 nt
Organism: Thlaspi arvense
Lineage: Eukaryota; Viridiplantae; Streptophyta; Magnoliopsida; Brassicales; Brassicaceae
Source: the annotation of a GenBank genome assembly